Molecule: messenger RNA, 1775 nt
Organism: Ceutorhynchus assimilis (cabbage seed weevil)
Lineage: Eukaryota; Metazoa; Arthropoda; Insecta; Coleoptera; Curculionidae
Source: the annotation of a GenBank genome assembly
UAUUAAUGUAAUUGAUAAGAUUAUUGUAAAAGUUGAUCAUCGACGAUAUUUUUAACCAGUUUGUAUUUUUUUCGUGGUUAUUAAUUAUUUUUAAUAUUGCAUCACGUGCGCUCGAUGCCAUGUAUUAAAAACAUAAUAGUGAGAAUAGUGGUAUUGGUUUACAUUUUACAGAAUGACUGUAACCUAUUCUAGCAAGGUUACGAGUAGUACUGGUAUAGGAAUAUUUUUGAAACUAUUAGCGAGAUGGCGAGGCAGUAUUUACAAAAUAGUAUGGGUUGAUCUCAUUCUCUAUUUAACCAUUUACUAUGCCUUGAAUCUUCUGUACCUUUAUGGGCUAGAUGAGAAACAUGGAAGAAAAUAUUUUAUUAAUAUGGUAACCUACUUUUCGCAUUAUGGAAGUGCAAUUCCUUUAAGUUUUGUCCUGGGUUUCUUUGUCAAUAUAGUUUAUAAUCGUUGGUGGAGUCAAUACCAAUGUAUACCAUAUCCAGAUGGUAUUGCCAUUUUGGUUGGUGCUGGUGCGCAUGGAAAUGAUGAUAAAUCGAGAAUGAUAAGAAGGACAAUAAUGCGGUAUGUUUGCGCAGGAUUCACGUUGACUUUAACAAUGAUAUCUCCGAAAGUUAAGAAACGUUUCCCAACUUUGCAUCAUUUUGUUGAAGCUGGACUUCUGACCUGCGAAGAAAAAAACUUUAUGCAGGAAAUGGAUAAGGACUAUCCAACCUAUGCUUCGAAAUACUGGUUGCCACUAGCAUGGGCAGCGAAUGUAGCUACAACAGCUCGGGAAGAAAAUAUUAUCAAAGAUGAUAUGGCUCUAAAAGAUAUUUUAGAACAUAUCAACGAUUUUAGAGAAAAAUGUAAAAAGCUAUGGGAUUAUGACUGGAUAUGUAUUCCCUUGGUAUACACACAGGUGGUAACUUUCGCAGUAUAUCUCUAUUUCAUUUUCAACGUACUUGGAACACAGUUUGUAGAUGAAAUAAAAGAACACGAUAUAAAUAUAUUAAGAUUUCCUCUCAUGUCUUGUGUGGAAUUUUUCUUUUAUAUGGGCUGGCUGAAAGUAGCUGAAAGUCUUAUUAAUCCUUUUGGCGAAGACGACGAUGAUUUUGAAGUAGUUUGGUUGAUAGAUAGACAUUUACAAGUGAGUUAUAUCUUGGUUGACAAAAUCCAUAACAGUCAUCCUACUUUAACAAAAGACAAGCACUGGAAGGAAAUUGUUCCUCAUCAACUUCCAUUCACUAUUGCAUCUCGAAGAUAUAUGAACGAACAUCCAGUAGAAUCUACUUGCGAUGUUUGCGUCCAAAGACUUGAUCAAGAUUUGAUUGUUCGAGAUGAUGAUGACCCUGAGGAUUCGGAAUGGAUGGUGUCUAAUCCAAGUUCAAAUCCCAUAAGCAAAUUAUUUUCCCGAAAAAAAUUGGAUCCGGGUUAUCAUUUGAAGAAAGUCGUAUUUGAUACUGAAGAUAACAAUGAUAAAAAAACAAUUCUGGUAGAUCCUGAUGAAAAACUGAAUCUGUUGAAUUCGUUGAAGUUUAUUGAUGAAGAAAAUAAUAAGGAACAAUCAUCCGCCUCUGGAGACAAUAAGCGAAAAACACUGGAAACUGAUGAAACUGUAAUGAAGGAAAGUAUUGAAAGGAGAAAGGAAGAUUUACUCAACUUAUUAGAUGCUUUGAAAGAUGACAGAGAAAAAGCAAAAAAGUUAUUGGAUGAAAUCAUUAAAUAAAUGUUUAUUUUUAUUACUUGAAAUAAACUGUAGGUUCUUAUGUUAUGUAUAUGCUUGUAUUCAU